Molecule: messenger RNA, 1491 nt
Organism: Carlito syrichta (Philippine tarsier)
Lineage: Eukaryota; Metazoa; Chordata; Mammalia; Primates; Tarsiidae
Gene: PDAP1
Product: PDGFA associated protein 1
Exons: 6
Coding region: 268-816 (182 amino acids)
Cellular component (GO): cytosol
Molecular function (GO): RNA binding
Source: RefSeq, a predicted model, not a curated record
CCCAGGAGGUGGUCGGCAAAGACAAGCAUCUUCCCGGGCAGACUGGCGGCACUGUUGUCCGGCAGCACACGAGCGAGCCUGGACUCAGGCGGCGCGUGGGACAGUCCGGUUUCGUGCGCCGGCUUCCCUGAGGUCUGGGUCCUUGCAGCUACUGCGGCGGCGGCCCGCGCAGGGAAACUGCGCCGGGCGGAAGAAGUCCAUCCCAAGGUAUUUCCGGUUCCGGUGUCAGUUCGAGGCGCCGCCGCCGCCGCAGCCGCCGGAGCCGCGAUGCCUAAAGGAGGGAGAAAAGGAGGCCACAAAGGCCGAGCAAGGCAGUAUACGAGCCCCGAGGAGAUCGACGCACAACUUCAGGCUGAAAAGCAAAAGGCCAGGGAAGAAGAGGAACAAGGAGAAGAAGCUGGAGAUGGGGCUACAGGUGACCCCAAAAAGGAGAAGAAAUCUCUAGACUCAGAUGAGAGUGAAGAUGAAGACGAUGACUACCAGCAAAAGCGCAAAGGUGUAGAAGGGCUCAUCGACAUCGAGAACCCCAACCGGGUGGCACAGACAACCAAAAAGGUCACACAACUGGAUCUGGACGGGCCAAAGGAGCUUUCAAGGAGAGAACGAGAAGAAAUUGAGAAGCAGAAGGCAAAAGAGCGUUACAUGAAAAUGCAUUUAGCUGGGAAGACAGAGCAGGCCAAGGCUGACCUUGCCCGACUGGCGAUCAUCCGGAAACAGCGGGAGGAGGCUGCCAGAAAGAAAGAAGAAGAGAGGAAAGCAAAAGAUGAUGCCACGUUGUCAGGAAGACGAAUGCAGUCGCUCUCCCUGAACAAGUGAGUGUGACUGUGGGAGGAGACGCCAGAGAACUGGGCCGUGCUGCCAGGACCUCUGCUGUGUCUCCCCCACCCUGUGCCCUGGCGCCGCUGCAGCAGUCCCUCGUGGCCAGGAGCCCCCCACAGCCUGGGGCAUCCUCUUCAUCUUGGCGCAGAAAUUGUUUGGGGAAAUGUGGGAGGGCUGGGGGAGGGCAGCUGCUAUCUUUGAGACAGAAAGAUGCAGGAGAGCAUUUCAUAUGUAACCAUUUGAACGUUUCCGCUGUUUUUAGAAUUCAGAACCCAUGUUGGGGGGUUGCCUGGGAGGCGGGGUAAGAAGAGCUUCCAUUUGUCUGGUAGAUUGCACGUUUGGGGGUGGUUGUGCCGGGAGACAGCUGCUGACAAGUUCGCUACAACCAGCCCUGGUCUGUGUUGCCUGGGUGCUCAUUCAGAGGGGCUGUCAUCUGGGUGCCCAUGUCCCUGGGUCCUUGAGGGUCACGGCUUGUCCCUGGCCAGUCCCCUGUGACUGAGGCCUUUCCUCUGCCCUUCCCUGCCUCAGCCCCACCCACCUGGCCAAGGCCCGUUUUUAACCCUAUCCGUUGAUCAUUUCAAGAAACCUCUGUUCACUGUGUAGCACCCAGGCAAAACAUGCUCUACAAAUUCAACUUGUAUAUUUGGCAGAUUAAACUUGACAUUAUCGUAA